CAGUGGAUAACCGUAAGGAUUAAAAAAAAUCUAUAUAAUAUAAUGCAAUGCUGAAAAUAUAUAUCUGUAGUGAUUGAACUGUGUAAUAUCAUUGGAAUGUGAAGACUUAUAAUGUAUUAAAAUCAGUCAGAAUGACUGUAUUUACUAUUCACAAGACCUGCCCAGGUAGUUGAGUGCAUAUUAGGUGCUCUGCAUCUUAUUCUGACAGUAAAAUAAGCUAGUUUCUAGCAUUAAACUGUAAAAAUAUGUAACCAGUAGGUUCAUUGAUAUUUACAAUGCAUGCGAUCAAAGAGACCAGUGAGGAGGCUAGCUCAAUCCCCCAACUGCGCCAGACCACUUUCUGGUCAAGUGACUAGCUCCGAGUCACAGGGUAAGCAAACAGAGCCCGGGAGUAUUAAACCCUGGACUACAGAAAGCAUCUCAUUAACAGGUCGCAGCCUUAGUCAUCUGCGCUAACUAUCGGAUCAUUUCGAAGCAGUGCAAGUCAAGACAGAAGAAACGUACUGCACUGAUCCAAACUGAUAACACAUAAAAGUGAAAUGCACGCGCGCGCACACACGUGUAGCGCGCGCUUGUAACUAUGUGUUGCCCGUCAUGCCUCUAAGAAGUGUCUCAUCCUAAGUAGUCAGAGGUUUACAUAUGUAUUUACUCAUUCAUUCCUGUUUAGACACGUAAAGAAACAACUAAAACAUCGCUGCCCAGUGUAUGCAUUUAUUAGCUUACUGACUCAGUGAAGUCAUUUGUUUAAUUAGUCUAAUCUCUUUCAAACUGGAUAAAAUCCAAGCGUGCCCACCAGGAUAAAUUAAUACGCUAAAACACUCAGUGAACAAGCACUGCACAGUAUCUGCUUAAAAGACUAAUGGUAAAGCCAGGCUCUGGAGUCUGCAUACCUUAGCUCUGCAUAACAGCAGAGGUGAUUACUACGUUACUACUGAAAACGCAUGUGUGACAUUAAAAUGGUACUUUCAAUAAAGGCAAUUCGUGUUUUACUAGGGUAAAAUAUUAUUUUAAUUUAGGGCAGAAGUCACACUGUAGAUCUUUUAGAACAUGCUGCAAAGUUUUUUUUAAUAAUCCCCUCACAAAACCGUCGUUUUAGAUAGAUAACUUGGUGGAGACAUGUUAGACGCUAGUUUACAUAAGCAUAUAUAUUUACAUGUGUACAUCUAACGUGUAUACUGUUAAAUUGCUUACAAACCCUUCUGUAGCAGUCAUAAGUGAUCUUCCUCCCCGAGUGGGAGGGACCUUCAUUACGCAAACUGGGUCUCACAUGUCCAGUUGUCAACCAAUGGUGUCAACUUUUGGUUUUAACUAUGUUUAAUGUCAGAUAGCAAUAAAGUAGAAGCUCUUGGUCAGGCCCGCGGAAAUGGGCGAGCAUAAUCUGCUUAAUCCUGGAUUUGUGGGACCUUUGGUAAACAUUCAUACAGGAGACACUUUUUAUUUUCCAAAUUUUAGACCGUCUGGAGGACAACUGCAUGGUUUGCCACCCCUGUCUUACCCAAGAGGAGAAAACGUUUGCUCGCUGCCUUGGACAUCCUCAGAGCCCUGCAAUGGAUACCCCCAACCUUACCUUAGCAACCACGUCUCAAUUAACCCCUCUUUUGGCAGAACUUGUGAUAUGACCAGAACAGAUGAAAGUAAGUGCUACUACAGAGAAACGUCGUGUGAAAAUUCAAAUAUAAAACGAGGAGACAGAGACAGGAACAAUUCUUUGCCGCAUUCUGAGGUUGGGAUUCCCAACGAAACAGCUGGUAGUUUUUCUAAGUACGAGUAUUUGAAUGCUGACAACAUACCCCAAGAUCCUCCAUCAUGCCAGUCUCUGGAAUCGGACUCAAAUUCUUCAUUAAUAAAUGAAGGAAUCAAACAUUCUUCCAGAGAACCAAUUGUUUCUCCUGCCAUGAAUCAUGGAAACAACCUACAAAGUGGAGGUGCAGCCUGGUACCCGAUGGUUACACGAUCCCGGAAGAAGCGCAAACCGUACUCUAAACUGCAGUUAGCAGAGCUAGAGGGGGAGUUCAUGGUCAACGAAUUCAUUACUCGUCAGAGAAGAAGGGAGCUCUCAGACCGGCUCAAUCUCAGUGACCAGCAGGUGAAGAUAUGGUUUCAGAAUCGCAGGAUGAAAAAGAAAAGACUCCUUCUUAGGGAGCAAGCACUGUCAUUCUUCUGAACCCAUCUUAAAUGUUCAUUGGAUGGCUAUAAUAGUAAUCAUUGGUCCUCUUUGCAUAGCAAGUAGCCCGUGGGCCUCAUUUUCAGUAUCAGAGGUCUAUCGUCAUUAAGAGAUGCAUGCAGUGUGACAAAUAAGUCUCAGUAAAGGUGGUGCAUUUGAGAGGAACGCAGUCUUAAGAAUGUAAACAAAUAACGUUUCACAGCAUUCCUGGCAGUUACAGUGUAAAGAUGAUUCUGGAUGUUAUGUGUUUUCUCCAGAGUAGUUAAAGUUGAGUAUGCCACAGGGCAGACCAAAAUCCCCCUACCAUUUCAGUAUUUUAACCAUGUGAAUAUUAUGGAUGUGUGUAUUCGAGAAAGUCACAAAGUUCGACAUUGGCAAAUUCAGCAUAGACUGUUGCUUACUUGUCUCGACUAUGGAGUAUGAAUGCUAUUUGUAUAUUAUAACUAUUCUGAGAUGACAUAUUGGAUAUAGUUAAUUGUAUGACCUACAUAGCACUGUGGACCAGAAAACAGACGAGCAGAGUUCUGGAAUUGUUGGCAUUGUCCUGAGCGGUCCAGUAGUGUUGCAGACAUUUCUAAGAUGUACUAAAUUACUUUAAAUAUAGCUAAUUAAAAAAGAAGCGUCCCACCAAGAACACACACACACACACACACACACACUUUGUCUUAUCAAGAAACAUCUCUCCAUGUUCUCAAUAGUGGAUGUAUCUUCGUAUUACUUACUUUAAAAUAAGUUUGUUGUGACGUUUGCUUUCAGAAUUUAUGUUCUUUAUUUAUAUGGUGUCCUUUUGUGGUAAAUGUAAACUGAAUUACUCGUUACCUUUGGAAAUUUUUAACAUUUUCACCAAUAAAGACAACAGAA
Messenger RNA from Protopterus annectens (West African lungfish), 3025 nucleotides. It is a transcript of the gene HOXC12, whose product is annotated as homeobox C12. Gene Ontology annotation, molecular function: DNA-binding transcription factor activity, RNA polymerase II-specific; sequence-specific double-stranded DNA binding. The record is from RefSeq and is a predicted model, not a curated record. The transcript has 2 exons. Gene Ontology annotation, biological process: regulation of DNA-templated transcription. The coding region runs from base 1364 to 2164 and encodes 266 amino acids. Lineage: Eukaryota; Metazoa; Chordata; Ceratodontiformes; Protopteridae.